AUGACAGAAAAUAGUGUUUUGCUUAGUCUCAAACAGAGACACAUGUGGGGCGGAGUACUACAUCAUUCCAAUUCUCAUUACGAUGCAGCAAAUAGUGCAUUGGAGCUGAUGAGAAUUAAUAUUCAGGAGCACUUUAGCAAGGAAGUCCUGGGAAUUUUGGCUAAAUUCCGGGAAAAAUAUUUUAUGCCGGCAAUGAAGAAUAUCAAGGAGAAUCUUGGAGAGCAUUCAGUCACCGAAGAACAGAUUCACAGGGUCUGUGUGGCUCUUUUGAGUGGAGCCAGGGAUUUUUUGGAGACAAAAUGGGCUGAAGAAGAAGAAAGUAUUCAGGGAGAUGUAACACCAACCACUGAUGCUCCGGCAAAAGUAUCAGGAUCAAAAGGAAUUUUAAGGAAAAGAAAAGAGGCGGAAGUUGAACCCUUAGUAAUGUCAAAAGGACAAAAUUCAUUUCCUGACGUUCCCCUCCUCUCAGUGUUACGUUCACAAAAAAUGCCCAAAAUUGAGAUGAAUUUUGUGUUGGAAAUUAAUGCCAGUAAAGUAUUCGAUAGAGACCGAAUCCUGACAAAACAUCCCGAAUUAACGUAUUACCAACCAGAUUAUCAGGAUCGAGAAUGGUUGGUAGGUCAGAAGAUUAUUCCCAAUAGAAAUGCCCCGGCUACUUUAUUGCUCCAUGAGGAACUUUUGAAACUCGCUGAGAUACGUCUUGAGUACAAAAAUUCAGUUAAGGUCAGUGAAUUGCAGACUUUUCGUCUUCCAGAAUUUAUUAUUAAGAAAUUUGAGAAAUUCACUCUUGGCACCCUGGAAGCAUCAUCAAAUCAACAUUUGAAAACCAGAAGUUCUCUUAGUUCCUCACAUGCUACUCUAUCUGCCCUUCUGGCCAAACAAACUGAUUUAAUUAAUGAAACUUAG
Molecule: messenger RNA, 906 nt
Organism: Lutzomyia longipalpis
Lineage: Eukaryota; Metazoa; Arthropoda; Insecta; Diptera; Psychodidae
Product: deoxynucleotidyltransferase terminal-interacting protein 1
Exons: 2
Coding region: 1-906 (301 amino acids)
Cellular component (GO): nucleus
Molecular function (GO): DNA binding; nucleosome binding
Source: RefSeq, a predicted model, not a curated record